This is a messenger RNA of Microbotryum saponariae, 3790 nucleotides long. NCBI's taxonomy places the organism in Eukaryota, Fungi, Basidiomycota, Microbotryomycetes, Microbotryales, Microbotryaceae. The record is from the annotation of a GenBank genome assembly.
AUGCCGCCCCCAUCUGCCUCGACAACAACCUCUCACCCCUCAUCCCACUCAACGGGCGUCUCGAUCCGCCUCGCCGAACCGUACGUGUUACUCGUUGGUGGUCCCGAACUAGAACGAGCUCGAGCCAGACGUCGACGCGCGCUUCGACAAGCACCGACCCCGACCUCGGCUCAAGCAUCACCUUCUCCAUCGAGGACGCCAUCGAGGGCGGCCUCCCCUUCUCAUGAACUGGGGGCUGUCCCUGGUCCUGGUCCGAGUUCGACGAGGGGAAGGACGGGCGGACCGAGGAAUGGCGAUCCGGAUUUCAUCGCUCCCAAUGCGAGGGGCAGAAGUUCGACGAGGACGCGUAGUCCUUCGGUGGCGAGGGCAGCCAGUUUAUCCAGAGCUCUAGCACAGGCAAGGGUAGCUUCGACGUCCCGACCACCGCCGACAGUGGCUGUCAAUGGCCAAGAAGGCGAGGCAGCAGCCGCAGAGCACGACGAUGAACCGGCUCCGGCGAUGCUCAGGGGUCUGUUGGUGUUGCAUCUCGCCAAGGCGACGAGGAUACGCGAGAUUUCGGUCAGACUUAGGGGGCUGGCGAGAACGGACUGGCCCGAAGGUGAGUGUGCCUUCUUUUUCUACCUCCUGAAUGCCCGCCGAUCGCCCCCACUCGUGCACUCGCUCGCUUCGGCGCCAGCAACUACCCCGCUUUAUCGCGUCCUUUAUCGCGCUCCGAUUGCUCGCGCGCGCCAAGAGACAGAUCCGCCGUAGGACUCACCGAGCUGACCGGCUCAAACAUUUCGCACCCUGUGCUUUCGACACAGGAAUUGGCCCUCGAAAGAUGGAGAUUAUGGAAGAAUCCACUUUGACCAACAUCACCUCGACCUUCUUCUCGGCCAACGAGACCUCGAUGGAACGACGCGCCGCCUCGAUCGGCCCAGGCACAGGCGAUUACGGAUCCGACACGAGGUUCUUCGAAGCCGGUCGCGGCAGAAGUUCGAGAAGGGCUGCGAGUGUUCGUCCUUCGAGGGAUCUCAGUCAGGCAAGGCCGUAUGGGACUCGCGAUGGAUCGACCGGAUCGAACCAUGCCGAUUCGGCAGCUACGGCGGGGUUAGGCAACCUCGAAGAAGAGACGACCGUCGGCAUACCCGUGUCGACGCUGUCCCGCAUCGCAUCGUCCGAAGACCUCGAAUCGCGAGAUCGCCAUGACAUACCUCCCAUCUUGCCGGGUGAACAAGCACCGGCUUAUGAACUCGUCCCUUCGCUGCCCAACUCGCCUGCUCUUCGGCCCACUCGGUCGCUCGGUCGAGAUUCCCCCACACCCGAUUCACGACGGCUUCUCGGGGAUAGUCGAAGACCGGAACGAUCGCCGACACCCUCACGCAGCUCUUUGGGGAUGACAUCACAUACGAACGAUACGCCAGACGCGCGACCCUCUUUGGAUCGCGCCAGCACGUCCUCUUCGGCCUUGUCGCAACAGUCCAUCCUCGCGGCACAGCAAAGUCAUUCCCCACACCUGUACGACACGGGGAUGACGAGCUCACAUUCUGCGAGCUCGUGCGAUGUUUCUUCCACUUCGGAAGUCGAUACGAUCCAUGGACCGGAUGGAUGGAGCAGUGCCCCCGUGCUGGGAUCGGUCCACUCGAUUGGUGAGCGCGGCCGACCGACGACUCGAUCCGGUAGGCAAAGCGAGGAUGAGGCGGCUGUGGCGUCCGAGAUCACCUUACCUGGUGUUCCAUCGGAAAGGUCCGAUUUGGGAGGGACGGCUCGAUCGGGUUCGGUCGGUCCAACGUUCCAAUCACGAGCUAGUACACGACAAUCCCCACCUACGAUCGCUGCGGCUGCGCGGAGUCGAACCCGAAGUGGGAGUGUGUCGGGUAACUCGCUUCGAAGGACCAUCUCGGGUGUUUCGGCAGCGACGCCGAACACGCUUGCCCACUCAUCAUUACCUCCAUCACCUUCGGGCAUCGCUUCGGCCUUCCGGAACCUCUCUGUAGGAGGCGCACCGCGAUCUUCGUCGAGGGGAGGUGCGCCACCAAGGUCUUCAUCCCGCGGGGGAAGGUUUAGUCUCGCUGGGAUCGGCGAGGCUCUACGAGGUAAGAGCACCUCGAGGGUUCGAGAUUCCAGCAAUGUCCGCAAUGAGAUGGGUGUGCGUGGAGAUUCCAUGUCAUCGUCGAGACGUGAAACAAGUCCCGAUUCAAGUCAACCCGCGACGGGGAUCAUCACGCGCGAUCAAAGUCGAGGUCGAAAGACGGCGUUGAAAGUGCUUCGCGCGGCUCUCACCGCCGGAGGAGGAGGCUUCCAUGAGGGCGAUGGCGGCGUCGAAGGGGAUAAUGACAACAGCGAUGACGAGGUUCAAGCUACAGGAUGGAAAGAGUUCCGCGCAGGGACUUAUACCUACCCCAUUUCGAUCGCGAUUCCCGUCAGGCUACCCCCUACGAUCUCGGCUAGUUUCGGCCACGUCACUUAUGUGCUCAAAGCGACCGUUCAUCGAGCAGGUGCGUUGACGUCGAAUUUGACGACUUCGACUGAGAUUGUGCUCGUUUCGGCUCCGAGUCAGGAUGAUACGGAGGAGAAUGAGAGCAUUGUUGUGGAGAGGUUUUGGGAGACGCAGAUGAAGUAUAACGUCGCACUCAGUGGGAAGGUGAGGCCUUUUUUCAAGAUCUUGGGUCAUCGAUGCACUGGAGCAAAGGCUGAUUCGCAUACUGUGUUGACGGGGUUUUGCAGAGCUUUGCGAUUGGGAGUCAGAUCCCCGUUUCGAUUAGGCUCGACCCGAUGGCGAAGAUCAAGGUGUAUCGCAUCACGGCCGUAUUGGAGCAAAAGACCAACUACUUUGCAUCGGGUGGGUGCGGGUCUGUUCUACUUGUCGCUGGAGCGAUGUGCUGACCAAGCUUGCUGCCCCUGUGAAACAGGCCGCAAAUUGACUCGACACGAAACACCGAAAAAGUUCCCCCUCCUGCGGAUCGAGCACAAGGAUCCGAAGGAGCCUCUCUUGCCGAUCUUGUCCGACGACCCAAAGGCUAUUACCGAUCACCCUUUGGCGGGCUUUUUCAUCAAUCCCGACACCUCGGACGACACGACCCCUGCCUUGCUAGACCCACUCGGACCUUGGCACAUCGAGUCCUAUCUCCAACUCCCCACCUGCGCCUCCAAGAUCGCCUUCUCGACCCACCACGAACAAUCCAACAUCGCGACAAGCCACAUCAUCAAAGUCAUGCUCCGCGUCGAACGCGGCGACGACGAAUACCUCGAUUCGAAAGGGAAUCGGAAACUCUGGGACGUGAUUAUCGAAUCGCCCAUACACAUCUUGGCGUGUCAAUGCGCGCAGAACAUUCUUCCUGCUUAUUCAGCUGCCUUGGGUGGAGGGACGAGGGGUCAGAACGGAGGGCCUGUGGUGGGGGGUACGGUCCAACCUUGUGAGGUACAUUCACCCCCCUCGACGAUUGGAGGACCUAUUUCCUCGAACGGUCGACGACCGCCAUCGACAACAAGGACAGAUCGAUCUCGAUCUCGCGUCCGGACCGCCGCGAUCGUCGCGGCUGCUGCUGUAGCAGCCGCUGCGUCGCCGUAUCCUCAUCGAUCCGAAUCACCUCAUCCUUCGAUUCCAGCAAACGAAUUGGAAGAGACGAAUGCAUUGUUCGCUCGAUUAGUGGCCGGGGAGGAGAUGCCUUCCGGGGAGGUACCGCCUACUUAUGGUGCGACGAUGGAGGGUGAGGAUGAGGAGGAAGAGGAGGCGGAGGAGGAAGGGAGGGGUAGGACCCCUGUGGGUCGGGGAAGGACGAGGACGAGGGAUCAUAGUGUGGAGGCUUGA